AGAGGCUUGUGAAUGUGUUGCAUGGUGGGACCUACAGUGAGAGCUGCUUCCUACUCCUGCUGCUUCUCACGCUCCGCUGGAGAAUGGACUAUUGAAUCUCCCAUCAGCCCCUCUCGCCUGCUCCCCCAGUGCCUGCUCUUGUGAUCGCGCUGCAUGAUCGCUGCUACAAGUCACGUCUCUCUCCUGUCGCUUUACAUUUCUUCCCGAGCAACUUUGUACGUGUGUGUGCGGGGCAGCACUUUGCACCCAUGCUGCGGGGAGAAUAAGAUCCGCCGCAACGCGUGUACUCGGGUAGGAGCUGCCACACUGGGGCCGAUCAGCAGGAGGAAGUGGAGAGAAGUGUUUCGCUUUGAGUGAAAAUAUCGCAUCAGCAUGGGGAAGCAGAACAGCAAGUUGCGCCCUGAGGUCAUGCAGGACUUACUAGAAAGCACAGACUUUACCGAGCACGAGAUCCAGGAGUGGUACAAGGGAUUCUUGAGAGACUGUCCAAGCGGGAACUUAACCAUGGAGGAGUUUAAGAAAAUAUAUGGGAACUUUUUUCCUUACGGGGACGCUUCUAAGUUUGCAGAACAUGUAUUCCGCACGUUUGAUGCCAACGGGGACGGGACAAUUGAUUUUAGAGAAUUUAUUAUCGCUCUGAGCGUAACUUCCAGGGGGAAACUGGAACAGAAGUUGAAGUGGGCAUUUAGCAUGUACGACUUGGAUGGGAAUGGGUACAUCAGCAAAGCAGAAAUGCUGGAAAUCGUGCAGGCAAUCUAUAAGAUGGUUUCUUCAGUAAUGAAAAUGCCAGAGGAUGAGUCAACACCAGAGAAAAGGACAGAGAAAAUAUUUCGGCAAAUGGAUACCAACCGAGACGGAAAACUCUCAUUGGAAGAAUUCAUCAGAGGGGCAAAAAGUGACCCAUCCAUCGUGCGCCUCCUUCAGUGUGAUCCGAGCAGUGCUGGACAGUUCUGAGACUGUUUGGAUUAAAAUUAGCAUUUGCUCAUUUCAUUUUAUUUUGCCAAAUUACAUUUGUUGUGGUGUAGCCACUUUGGUGGCCAAAAGUACCUUCCUUUUGUGAUAUCAGUUUUUUUUUCUGGAUUACUAAAAAUGUUGAAUUCUGUCAAACCUUGUGCAGAACACUGGCUGCAUAAUAACAACCUCAUUUCCCCCCAGAUAUUUAGUGAUAUUCUAAAUAUCUGUUCUUUGUUGUGCUCCAGUGUUACACUAAUAUGUAGUACCUUGUAGUACCAAGGAGGCAGCUUGCCACGGUGUUGCUGCAGAAGUUGCAUUGGCUAAUUCCUUGGCACUCUUGCAGCAGCUCAUGUUCCAUGGGAGCAAUUCAGAAAUACUGACGUAAUGACUGUACUAUAGUACUGCUACAGGAUAGGGUGGUACAUACCAAACGCUAGUUAUAAGGUAAUACAGAACUUUUUUUUCUGGUAUAUUUCUUAAGUAACCACCCUCCAGUAUUUCCAGCAGGAGAGUUAAUAAAAAUACGACCUGUAUAACAUUACAAUAUGUUAUUUUCAAGCUUUACUGCAGUUUCUUUUAAAAACAGCUUCUUGUUCCUUUUAUUGUGUGUUUUCCAUUUCAUAUUGAUCAGCAUUGACUGUUCAAAAAGGGGCAACAAAAACAUAAGUUUCAGUUUGAGUCUCUAUUAAGAGGCAAACCGAUCGGUAUCCAUCUAAGAAUAAUAAUGUGCAGCUGAAACCUACAGGUAGAGCCAUGGAAAGUUUUCUAUGUGCCAAUAGGUAUCAAACAUAUUUGCUGACUUAAAGGAAGCUAAGACUUACAAUAAAAAAAGAAUAUGGCUAGAACUGCUGUAUUUCAUAUAAUGAACUAUCUAUUCCAGCCUAGAGGUUCAGUAGCCCUAUAACAGUAAUGAUCCAGGCCUUCAACAUUGUCUUGGAUCUUGUUAGGCCAGCUGCUGAGUGUCAGGGGCACUGCACAUGCUCAGUAUGCUCUGGGCUGCUGUUGAGAAGCUAAGCUUUAAAACUUUAGCAGAAAGUGAGUAUUAGAAGCGGAUGCUGCAGAUUAUUAGUCAGUUCUGAUACAGAAUGCACUAUGCUGUCAUGUAUCUAAAAUAAUUACUCAUUGGGCUAACUUCCUGUAUUAUAUAUAGAUAUAUUAUAGUAUAUAAACAGUCCUAAUCGUGUCUGCAC
Messenger RNA from Xenopus laevis (African clawed frog), 2144 nucleotides. RefSeq names its product neurocalcin delta L homeolog (gene ncald.L). Gene Ontology annotation, biological process: calcium-mediated signaling. Gene Ontology annotation, molecular function: tubulin binding; actin binding; calcium ion binding. NCBI's taxonomy places the organism in Eukaryota, Metazoa, Chordata, Amphibia, Anura, Pipidae. The record is from RefSeq and is marked provisional.